AUGGAAAACAGAGAAUGCGAAAUACGAAUUUUGAACGCCACGAGCUGCACAUUUUACAGGUAUAUGCACUCAGUAAAGCAUGGCAUCUGGUUGGUGAACCCUCCGGAGUGUCUAAAGAUCAAAGGAGAAGAAAAAUGCAUCGCAAAAUUUACGAAAACGAUGGGAAACUUUUAUGGCAUUCUACAAUAUUGCGUAGUGAUAAAUAACGAAGACUACAUUUUGAACGCCCGUUUUGAUAUCCCCCUUUUGGGAGACAACACAGCGUCAGCCGUCCUAGGGAUGAAUAUAAAAAAUGACCAGGCACAAAUGUUAUCCCAGCAAAAUUACUUCAUAGUUAAACACAGUUUGGACAAUACGUAUAAUAGUAAAUUCUACAUAAGCAUUUUGGAGACGGAAGAAGGGAAGAGAUUUAUCGAAUAUCACAAAAAGAAAUUAAAAAAAGGGUUGCUCAGAAUUUUAAACAUAAGAAUUAUGGAAGAGAAGGAGAAAUUGAAGUAUGAGAAGAGUAUGAAUAAUUUGGCGAGAAGAAACGAAGGCAGCCAUAAUUACAAUUACCCGAAUGAGGAGGAUAGUGUGUUGAGGGAUAGGCUGAUUUAUAAUUCUUACCGAAAUGAAGACAUAAUGGAAAUUUUGCCUUUAAGUUUUAUAGUGAAUAUUAAAAAUUAUGAAUGGAAGAAACGGCUAAGAAAGGCACACAAAUCGUUAUACAUUUUGAUUAUCAAUUUUACCAGGCAAACAUUAACCCUAUCAGAUAGUAAAGGAUCCAGAUCGUCCAUUUUGACGGAAGGAAAUUGGGUAGAAUUACCCAAUGAGAAAAUUUCCCCUAUGAGAUGUACUGAAUUUGGUUGUAACAGUGAUGGUAUGUUUUCUAGCAUUAAUGGAUUUUGUAAAUACUAUUUUAUGAAUGAAUCUUGCUAUUUGAAUAUCUUUUGGGAUAUCAACAGUGUGAAUUCGAAGAUCAAAUGCAGCAUUAAGAAUACCACCAAGUAUACUAUAAUUAAGAAUGUGGAAAUAUUUAACGAGUGCACCGCUGUGUUUCACAUUUUGGAAUAUUACUAUUACCCGCCGAUAAAAAUUUUGGAGUGUAAGGCCUUGACGAAUAAUAUUAUUAACAAGUAUGGAAUCACAAAGGAGAAUGUAGAUGCCAAUAUGAGUGUUAUUUACCAGAGUAGCAUUAAUGUGAUUCGCCAAUUUUGCCAAUAUCUGGAAAAUAAUGCAUCGUAUGAGAAUAACUCUAACGAGGAUUUUAUGAACCCUGAGGAUUUUAGAAAGGGGAUCUGUGAUGAUGUGUACGGUUGUGAUGACGACGAUUUGAGAAGCCACGGAGGGGGGGGAUCUAACUUUACAAAUAUGACAAGUUUGACAAGCUUGACUAAUUUUGGAAAGCUUGGUAACGUUGGUGGCCUUGGAAUACUGGGCCCUUCCCCGCUGUCCAAUUUCUCCAGAAUGAAGAGCUCCCUGUCGUUGUACUCAAAUGCCGUGGAAGAGAUGAUGCACAAGUCACAGCACCUGGACAAGGCCCAAAUCACCGAUGAUAUAAUAAGCCUCAAGAAUAACAAAAGGAUUUAUGUCCUGGACAAAAACGGUAGCAACGAUAGCAGUAGAGCUAACAACUUAAAGCAUGCCGAUUUGCGGGAGUGCAUAAUGCAAGACAAGGGGUUCAAUUUGCUAAAAAAGAGAAGUGCCACCUCGAACAGUUUGUACAUAAACAGGAGACAUACAUUCACAAAUAUUAACAUCACCGCGGCGAGGGACUUCUUCUGCUACAUGCAUGGAAACAAUUACUCUAAUAACAUCCCUAUCAACUCCUACUUGUAUAUCUCCUGGAAUAUAGGAAAUAUUAUUUACAGAAAUUUGUACAACUCGAGUGAAAAUAUAAUUAUUUCUGCCCACAGUCUGUUAAGCAGCCACAACAUAAAUGAUGACGUAAUUCUCAAAUUGAAAAUUGAUGAUAAUAACAGAAGGAUUUAUCCAUCCACUUUAAUUCAUUCUCUCCUCAUGAACACACAAAGUAGUAUAUACAUUAACAAUGAGUAUGUCUUAUUAGAUAUAAUUUUAAAUAUUUUCCACCUUUUGUCAACCCACUUGUCUCCCAUGAUAGAAAGAAUUUUAGAAGCACAGUAUGGGAACAAAUGGCUAGUUGAUAGUAAAAUACCCAAAAGUAACAUCUGGGACAAAACCAAGGGGAAUAACGAAUUAGACAUUGAAGGAAUUGUUCAUAUUAUUACUACCUACUGGAUUGAUGUUUUUGAAAAAAAAAUUAAAAAUAUGGAAAUUCUUGAUAACCUACAGAAGGCGUCUAUCUUUUGGGCCAAUCAAGAGAUUGAUCAGUUUGACCAAGAAUUUGUGAAGAAGCUAAUUGAGAGCUCCUCUCUCCUGCUGAAGGUUUUUGGUGAUUACAACACGGCCAAGAGUAUUGAGAAGCUGUACUAUAACAAGUACUCCAUUUUUAAUGACAUUUGCGUGGAGUGA
Molecule: messenger RNA, 2472 nt
Organism: Plasmodium fragile
Lineage: Eukaryota; Apicomplexa; Aconoidasida; Haemosporida; Plasmodiidae
Exons: 1
Coding region: 1-2472 (823 amino acids)
Source: RefSeq, a predicted model, not a curated record